Molecule: messenger RNA, 2445 nt
Organism: Acanthocheilonema viteae
Lineage: Eukaryota; Metazoa; Nematoda; Chromadorea; Rhabditida; Onchocercidae
Source: the annotation of a GenBank genome assembly
AUGCGUUGGUGUUUCAGUGGAGGUCAUGUUUCACCACCUCCGCCACCACAACGGAAAUUUUUUAAUCCCUCAACUUCAUCGUUGAACACGACAGCUGGAUCAUCAUCAAGUUCCAAUGAAAUUACAUCAAGUGAUGAGGAUCAUAGACGGCGAAGAGCGGACAAAUCGGAUUCAUACACUUCGAGAACAUCAAAUCGAUCGUUACUUACACCAAAACCAAAAUUCGAUGAUCGAAAUAUUUCAAUUUCAAUGAACGAUGGUGUUCAAAGAUUGCAAAAAUCAAAUAGAAUAGAUGACGGAGGUGAUUGCGUUAUGGACAAUGUCGCACGAAGGCUACAAAAAAUAGGUACAACCAAUACUGCCGGAAUGCAGAAUAAUAGCUCAUCUAAUGAAUCUGAAUCGGGUAGUGUUGUUGUUAAUAUAACCGCCAUUCAGCACGAUGAAAUCAGCUCAUCGUCACCUUCCUCUUCCGGAAUUGUUGCUGAUAUGAAUGAUUCUAAUGGUGAAAGUAAUCAGAGAACAUCAGCAACAUCAUCCUUAUCAUCAUGUGAACAAUCAACCGAUCUAACUGAAUCAAAUUUUGAUGCUUCACGUAUGGGAAAAACGUGUCGAGUACGGAUGUAUGAUCCAUUACCAUUAGCGCAAGAUCAUCAUGGACAGCAACAGUCGGCAGGUCAUUUUAAUGGUAUCGAAGGAGCAAUCGGUACAGUUCAGCGUUCCCAAUUUGAGCGAGUUUGCGAACCCUGUGGCCUAAUGAUGACAACAUUGGAAGAGAAAAAUGAGCCAAACAACAGAAACGUUUCACAAGAUGUCCUUAACAGUCCCACCUCUCCUACUGAUUUGGAAGCUACCGGUGGGACAGAACCACGAUUUAAUCUUUCUCUCAAUUUGAAUAAUCAACGAGAUUUUAUACAGCGGUCUAAUAGGAGCUCAUCAAUACCACCUGAAGGUAUGUCUGGAAACAGGUACACUCCGGAAAAUCGUUUCAGGCGUAGCGAAAGUACCGCACCUGAACCGGUAAAUCAGCGUCGUUCACUAAACGGUGAUGGAAACAAUUCAAUAAAUAAUGAAAAUAUUAAGAAGCAAGUGAUUUGCUCGAAACUCGUUGAACAUUAUCGAAAUAUCGAGAAUAGUGUCGAAAAAUUAGAUAAGUGUACAGCAGCACGUGCUUGGCGACAGCCACAUAUUCUACAACAACAUAUUUUUGAUAUCAAGGAACACGUAGAAACGAUAGCAACUUCAGUGAAUGGUUUUUUGGAUGCCGCAUGUCGUAUUGCUAUCGAUAUUAUUAAUCCAAAAAAUGAAGAACUGAAACAAUUACUUCUACCACUGAAAAGCUCAGCUACUAUCAUCACCCAAUUGAAACAAAAUUUGGACAAUAUUGGUUGGACACUUAGCGCACUAUCGCGACCACGUAAUAUUUACGGGACAGUAUCGGGAAGUGACGCUUUAGAUCAAUUCCUUGCUGUUAUUAAGCAGCUGCCAAUCGAUUGUUGCAAACUGAUACAAUGGGCAUUGCUGGUGGUACCAUCAUCAGGUGUUCGUUUCCUAACCAAUGGUUUGAAGGAUUCAUUAAGCUCUGAUAAUAUCAUCUCAGGCUUCUAUCAGUCAUAUGAUGAUCCCUUAUCGAGAAUAUGUGAAACAAAUGGUGGAACAUCAUUCGGAACGGAUUUAAAAAGGCAGUCGGCAACAUCAACCACUUCAACAAUGACCGUUUCAAGUUUGAAUGAUACACAAAUACCGCAAUCAAUUUUAGCUUCUCGUACAGCUUUUGGUUCAUCAACCAAUCAAACAGCUGGAAAACAAAAUCGUGUAACGUUUGCUGAUGAUCUGAUUACUUCACAUCAAUUAUCGGAUUCCAUUCUGGAAGCACACAUUCUAGAAGAAGAUGAUUUAGAAUCAGUGAUCAGUGAUCGUGAUAGUUUCUAUCAGGAUUCAACAGUUGAAGGUGAUGAUAUUGUCGUAAGUCGUAGAAUGAGACCGAUAACGAAUUUACCACCAUUAUCACAAUUGAAUGCUGAGGUGAUAAAAUCGUUGUCCGUUGAUGACAGACAAUUGAUUGAAUUUUAUUCGCCACAGUUGGAUGCACACACUGAAUUCCUUUCGAAGGCAAUUGAAGAGUUCUUGACUGUAAUUGAAGAACAAAUGCCACCACAUGAAUUUGUUCAGAAAGGGAAAUUGAUAAUACUUACUGCACAUAAAUUAAUUUAUAUGGCUGAUACAAUCGCAGAAUGUAUUUCGUCCGGUGAUGUUAGCAAAGAAGUGAAACUUGCGGCUGAUCGAUUACUUGAUGUUUUGAAAACAUGUGUUCAAGCUACCAAACAUGCUGCCGAUGAGUAUCUAUCAGUAUCAGCUGUACAAUCAAUGGCUAAUUGUAUUGUGACAGUAUCACGUGCUGCAUAUGAUUUGAAAUUACUUGUGAAGCAAUGUUGUAGUAAUGUUUAG